GGCGGGUAAUAAAUCGCUAUUAUCUACAAAUUAUUCGCCUUUUAUUUAUCAAAUUUAUUUAAAUUCUGUUCAAUUUCUGAAAAAUCAAACACACUCAUGGCGGAUCUCUAUGCUCUUGACUUUGAUGGGGUGCUCUGCGACAGCUGUGGAGAGAGCUCCCUUUCAGCUGUCAAGGCGGCUAAAGUAAGAUGGCCAAAUCUGUUCAAUGGCGUGGACUCACAAUUAGAGGAUUGGAUUGUUGAUCAGAUGCGCACAAUUCGACCCGUAGUAGAAACUGGAUAUGAAAACUUAUUACUCGUGAGAUUGCUGUUGGAGACGAAGAUUCCCUCAAUCCGGAAGUACUCAGUUGCAGAGGGGCUCACGAUUGAGGGAAUAUUGGAGAACUGGGCAACUAUAAAACCUGUGAUCAUGGCAGAAUGGGAUGAGAAUGACAGGGAUGCACUAAUAGAUCUUUUUGGAAAGGUUAGGGAUGAAUGGAUAGAUAGGGAUUUUCAGACAUGGAUAGGUGCAAAUAGAUUUUAUCCAGGCGUUCCAGAUGCUUUGAAGUUUUCUAGUUCCAAGCUCUACAUCGUCACAACGAAGCAGGGCCGUUUUGCAGAUGCUCUGCUUCGAGAGCUUGCUGGAGUUACUAUUCCGCCUGAAAGAAUCUACGGGUUGGGAACUGGCCCUAAAGUAAAAGUUCUGAAGCAGCUUCAAGAGAUGCCGGAAAACCAGGGCCUAACCCUACACUUUGUUGAAGAUCGAUUUGCAACUCUGAAGAAUGCCAUCAAAGAGGCAGAGUUGAACAAAUGGAACCUAUAUUUAGGGGAUUGGGGCUAUAACACUCAAAAAGAGCGAGAUGAGGCUUCAAUAAUCUCCAGAAUUCAACUUCUUCAGCUGUCAGACUUCAGCAAUAAGCUCAAGUGAUCUUAUUUUCUUUGGGGUUAGUGUCCUCAUUUGUUAGUAAACGCAUUAACCACUCCAAACUAGAGGAACUGUGAAGUAAGAUGUUGAUUGAACAUCAUUCUUGAAACCGUUCAUUGUAUGGAUAUAUCUCUAUUAUAACUUGCAGUAAGAGAGUGUUUCAAUAA
Molecule: messenger RNA, 1070 nt
Organism: Salvia splendens (bonfire salvia)
Lineage: Eukaryota; Viridiplantae; Streptophyta; Magnoliopsida; Lamiales; Lamiaceae
Exons: 9
Coding region: 97-906 (269 amino acids)
Biological process (GO): SNARE complex assembly
Cellular component (GO): lytic vacuole; endosome
Molecular function (GO): SNARE binding
Source: RefSeq, a predicted model, not a curated record